AGAUCCUUAAGUGAGAAAAAUGACCAUCGCCACACCACGGGUUUCCUCCCCGUUGUUCCUGGCUGUGGCUCCAUCUAGGGUAUGCACACGAAGAACUGUACCUGACUAUUCGGCUGGCUUCCCGUCACACUACACCAUGUGUAUGUUAUGGCUGUCCCAAGACCAGAAAUAUAUAUUAAUUGGUUCUCAGGGGUCCAUCAUUGGAGGAUCAACAUGUUCCAGAUGCAUUCCUUCUCAAGCCGAGGGACGGGCCCCGAUGUCCCGCAACUGAUGAUUUAAAUUUAUUCUGCUCUCCCACGAGGUCUAUAAGUGUAGUCGGGAGAGCUCCAUUUCUUUUCAUAAGGUUGUUCAUUCUAUCAUGCGUUCGUUCUCACUCCUUGCUCUGGCCUCACUGGCCACGGCGGUUGUCUAUGAAGCAGAAUUAGCGACUCUCUUGGGAGAUGUUCAUGUUGCAAGCGAUAUUCCCGGCUAUACAGGAACCGGCUACGUUGCGGGCUUUGCUGCUGAUGGCGACAGUAUCAGCUUUGCUGUCAAUAGGCUCACAGCUGGUAGCUACGACAUUGCAGUGAUCUACAGCGCGCAGUAUGGAGACAAGUUCACGACUAUGUCCGUCAAUGGCGUCUCCUCCGAAGUGGCUAUAACGAAUGUCACUACAAGUACCUGGGCGACUUCGCAGGCUGGUUCGUUUGCUUUGACGGCUUCGAACACAAUUACAUUCAGCAAUGAUUGGGGAUGGUACUUCAUCGAUUCCAUCACCAUCUCGCCUACACCCACUGCACCUAUCGUUGUGGUGGACGUGACGAAUGGAGCAAAGGCCGAAGCUGAGAACGGUAUCUUCAAUGGAGUUACUGCCGGGACUACAACCGCUGGCUACUCUGGAACUGGCUUUGUUCAGGGCUUCGAUGCUGCGACAGACAGUGUGACUAUUACACUAUCCAGUGCCAAGCAGGCUUUGUAUGAUGUGGUUGUUAGAUACGCAGCUAUCUAUGGUGAGAAGCAGACAUCGAUGUCGCUCAACGGUGCCGGAGGAGCAAACAUCCUCUUCGCCGAUACUACAGCAGCUGCCAAUCCAUGGGCCAAUGCGACGGCUGGCCAGGUAUUGCUGAAUGCUGGUAACAACACUAUUUCGUUCAUGACCAAUUGGGGCUGGUACUUUAUUGAUACUGUCUAUGUUACUCCAUCGCCAGCACCUGCACCUCAUCAGGUAACAAGCUCGCUUGUUGUUCCGAACGUCCUGCCCGUCACUCAGGCUUUGUUCAACAAGCUUCUUUCCAAAUAUGGCAGUGGACAAAUCUUCUCCGGCCAAGCAGACCCCAGCGGAGUGGCAUGGCUGGAAGCGAAUGUUGGCAAGACACCAGCGAUCAUAGGACUUGAUAUGAUUGAGUACAGCCCAAGUCGAGUGCUAUAUGGAUCCACCAGUACCGCUGUUGAAGAUGCCAUUACAUUUGACGCUCGGAAUGGAAUGGUUGCCUUCCAAUGGCAUUGGAAUGCUCCUUCACAUCUCAUCAACAACGACACUGUCCCAUGGUGGAAGGGCUUCUACAGCUAUGGCACAACCUUCAACCUGACUGCUGUCCUCGCCGCCCCCACAAGCCAAGAUUACGCGCUCAUGAUCUCGGACAUGGACGCCAUCGCAACCCAACUGCUCCGUCUCCAAGCAGCCAAUAUCCCAGUCCUUUGGCGUCCGCUCCACGAAGCUGAUGGUACCUGGUUCUGGUGGGGGGCUUAUGGUCCCGAAAGUUGCGUAGCCCUGUAUCGUCUCAUGUUCGAUCGCUUCACGAACCACCACAAGUUGCGCAACCUCAUUUGGGUGUGGAACUCCGUGACCCCAUCCUGGUACCCCGGCGACGACGUCGUCGACAUCCUCGGCUACGAUUCAUACCCUCCUCUCGGCGACCACGGCCCAGUCAGCGCACAAUACCAACAACUCAUCGCUCUCGGCAGAGACAAGAAGCUAGUCACCCUGCCAGAAGUAGGCAAUAUCCCCGAUCCGGAUAUCCUCAAGCUGUACCAUGCCGACUGGAGCUAUUUCGUGACCUGGAAUGGAGAGUUCAUCGAGACAGAAACCUACAACCCACUCACUUUCAAGAAGAAAGUCUACGAUGACCCCACAGUCCUGAAGCUCACCGAUCUUGGGAACUGGAAAGGCUCUGCAACUUCCACAUCAUCUGCAAAACCCUCAUCGUCAUCGACUGUUAAGCCGACUUCUUCAUCCACGUUCGUGACGUCCACAAGCAAGAGCUCCUCGACUUCCAAAGCUAGCUCUUCAAGUUCGAAAUCGACCUCUAGAAGCUCGACAAGCAAGACUAGUUCUGCGACGUCGAGUAGUGCGAGUGCGGCGGCUACGCAGGUUCAUUGGGGACAGUGCGGCGGGACGAACUGGGCCGGGCCGACGGUUUGUGCGGCCGGGACGACGUGUGUAGCUGUUAGCCCGCCGUGGUAUUACCAGUGUUUGUAGACUCGUAGCAGCUUAUAUGUGUAUUGGAGGUAGGAGAGUCGGGUACAUAUGAUGUAAAUAGCGGAUUACAUAGAGGGAGCAAAGUGAAUGGAACAAGGUGAGUGUACAGGCUACAGCGCUGUAAAUAGUCGUCGGAUUGGGAGAGGAGUUGUAUAUAGUGGACAAAAAUCAGACCGAGUACAUAUGUCACCUAGCGAGGGCCAAUCCCAAACUAAUCAUUUAAAUAGUACUUCUCUAAAUAUUAGUGUAUGAGAAUUACAGAAAUAAUAUUAAUCGAACUUCAUACCGGAAGGCCUCAAAACAAC
Molecule: messenger RNA, 2763 nt
Organism: Cadophora gregata
Lineage: Eukaryota; Fungi; Ascomycota; Leotiomycetes; Helotiales; Ploettnerulaceae
Exons: 4
Coding region: 359-2458 (699 amino acids)
Biological process (GO): substituted mannan metabolic process
Cellular component (GO): extracellular region
Molecular function (GO): cellulose binding; mannan endo-1,4-beta-mannosidase activity
Source: RefSeq, a predicted model, not a curated record